Messenger RNA from Rhizopus microsporus ATCC 52813, 592 nucleotides. RefSeq lists its product as uncharacterized. The annotation marks the transcript as partial. The transcript is spliced from 2 exons. NCBI's taxonomy places the organism in Eukaryota, Fungi, Mucoromycota, Mucoromycetes, Mucorales, Rhizopodaceae. The record is from RefSeq and is a predicted model, not a curated record.
GAUUGAAAGAGUAAGCAGGAAAUAAAGAUGUUCAUUUCAUGAGAUUUCACAUAACUGAACAUACUGCCUACACUUACUGUGUAGUCCCUCCUUUCCUUAGACCAGCGCUAAAAGUAAGAAUGAUCAAGUAAAUCAUAUGAAAGGUAUUAUUUCUAAUACUGAUAGCUUUGACAUAAGCUUUAAAAAGUAUCAUGGAUUCAUUUUAUUUAAUCAACUUAAACCUUUCUUUGUCUGUCAUUUGAAGAAUACCCUUAUCUGCCAAUUCAUUACAUGUUUUGAUUACAUGCUUCGUGAUUUGAUUAAAGGAUAUGUUCGUUCCUUUCUGUUCCUUUCUGUUUCUUUCUGCUUUCUUAUGAUAUCCACCAUCAUAGAAACUUUCCUUAUUUCCCAAGGAAAGAGCCCUUCAUUUGGGGUAGGCUACCAAGGCUGUCCUUUACGCUUUGCGUCAGUAAACACAUACGUGAAGCUUCCUAAUGCCUUUAGAAAGAUAAAUGAUUGAGUCAUAAGCAAGCAUAAGCAAGCAUAAGCUAGUGUAGUAUUUACUUAUAAGCGGAAAACAGUAAAGAGCUCAUUGACAACAUUUACAAUUAGA